Plodia interpunctella (Indianmeal moth) is the source of this 2305-nucleotide messenger RNA. It is a transcript of the gene Miro, whose product is annotated as Mitochondrial Rho. Bases 205 to 2130 code for a protein of 641 amino acids. The record is from RefSeq and is a predicted model, not a curated record. Gene Ontology annotation, molecular function: calcium ion binding; GTPase activity; GTP binding. The transcript has 12 exons. NCBI's taxonomy places the organism in Eukaryota, Metazoa, Arthropoda, Insecta, Lepidoptera, Pyralidae. Gene Ontology annotation, cellular component: mitochondrial outer membrane. Gene Ontology annotation, biological process: mitochondrion organization; small GTPase-mediated signal transduction.
CUGCAGUAAAAAAAAAAUAUCGUGUGUGAUUUUGUGACGGACGAGAUAGGUAUUUUUAAUUUUUAUGGAAAUUAUAAAAAAUAUUGUACAGUAAAUUGCAAUCAAUUGUGUUGUGAUAAACCAAAAUUAUGUACAAAUGUCAUAAGACCGAAAAAAUGUUUACGUAAUACACGAUUAAUUGAAUCUUACGCAUAAAAAGCCAAAAUGGUUUACGAAUCAUUACCCCGAAACGUUCGCAUCCUUUUACUAGGGGAACCAGGGGUUGGAAAAACUUCGCUUAUUCUUUCUUUGGUGACUGAAGAAUUUACAGAGCAUGUGCCACCGAAAGCAGAAGAGAUUACGAUUCCUGCUGAUGUCACACCUGAACAAGUACCAACGAACAUUGUCGAUGUUUGCGUUGCUGAACAGUCUUUGGAACAAGUAGGGGAAGAAAUAGAAAAGGCUCAUGUUAUAUGCAUUGUCUUUUCGGUGGACAGACAGGAAACCCUCAGCAAAAUAGCCUCUUAUUGGCUGCCUUUUGUCCGUGACAACUGUCCAGAUCAUUUAAGGAAGCCUGUAAUACUUGUUGGCAACAAAAUAGACUUAAUAGAUUAUUCUGUAAUUGAUAAUAUUUGGGACAUAGCAGAGGAGUACCCAGAAGUGGACAGAUGUAUUGAAUGUUCUGCAAAGACUUUGACAAAUGUAUCUGAAAUGUUCUACAAUGCGCAAAAAGCUGUACUGCACCCAAUUUGCCCUAUAUACUCUAUUGACGAGCAAGAGUUAACUGAAAAAUGUAAGAGGGCACUUACAAGAAUAUUCAAAAUAUGUGAUUUAGAUGGCGAUGGACUUCUGGAUGAUUAUGAGGUGACAAUAUUUCAAAGGAAAUGUUUUGAUACACCACUGCAAUUACAGGUUUUGGAUGAAGUAAAAUCAGUGAUUGCUCAGAACAUCGCCGGGGGUAUUGAAAAUGAUUGUAUAACAGUCAAAGGUUUCAUUUUCUUACACUGUUUGUUCAUUCAAAGAGGAAGAAACGAAACUACAUGGACAGUACUUCGAAAGUUUGGAUAUGAUGAAAGUUUAGAAUUAACCCACAGCUAUUUAUAUGCCAAUAUAAAAGUUCCAGUUGGUUGUACUUCUGAGCUGUCAUACAAGGGACAACAAUUUCUUACGCAGUUAUUCGAAAAAUAUGACAGAGAUAAGGAUGGGAUGCUAAACCCGACAGAAUUAAAAAAUGUUUUCUCUUGCUGCCCUAGGAUACCUUGGCAUAACUUAAGAUACACGGUUCCAACUAAUGAAAAGGGCUACCUGACUCUUCAAGGAUGGAUGUGCCGGUGGACUUUGAUGACGUUAAUCGAUUUGCAGAACACUAGCGCAUAUUUAGCAUAUCUAGGGUUUAAUUUUCUAGAAAAUGAGUCACAAAAAGUAGCAAUACAUAUAACACGUGAGAAAAAAGUGGACAUUGCCAAGAAGCAGUCAAGCCGCAAUGUGUACCAGUGCCACGUCAUCGGCCCGAGGUCGUGUGGCAAAACCUCUAUUUGUAGGAGUUUCCUUGGAAUAGCUCAUAAGAAAAUAAAGCCGCACGCGAACGAGCGCGGCGACAGCAACCCGGAAAACUGCUGCAUCAACACCGUGGCGGUGUACGGGCAGGAGAAGAGCCUGGUGCUGCGCGAGAUCCCGCUGGCGCGCGUGUCGGACUCGCUGCAGCCGCACGAGGUCACCUGCGACGUCGCCUGCCUCGUGUACGACGUCGGCGCCAGCCGCUCCUUCGAGUACAUCGCCAGGGUUUAUAUUAAAUACUUCGCCGAAAGUCAUAUACCAGUGCUAAUAGUGGGCACAAAGGGAGACUCACUUGUCGCGCGACAGGAAUACAUGUUGCAGCCCGAGGUUUUCUGCGCCAAGUACCAACUUCUAGCGCCCCAGAUAUUCAACAUUAGGGAGAACAAACACGACGUUUUUGUCAAGCUUGCCACAAUGGCAGCGUUUCCUCAAUUUCAAGCUGCUUGGAUUUUAUUCAGCAAGCAAAGACACCUGAAGCACUUCGCGAGUUUGUCUGGUGAGAACUCGUCCUGGUGGAAAGCGGGCAUCGGAGUCGCCGCGGCAACCAUGAUGGGACUCCUUCUCAUAAAAAUAUUCAGCUUCCAAAGACGGUAAACGACACCACCAUUAUCGUCACAAUUGUACAUAAAUAAUUGUUGUUGAAAAUAGUAUAAAUUCCAAUACAUUAUGUAAUUUAAACAACAAAUGUAGUUAAUAUAGACCAAAGAACUUUAAAAAAGAAUAAAUAACGCUAUAAUUGUUUCCAGUCUUAAUUAAAAGUAUUUUGAUA